Molecule: messenger RNA, 158 nt
Organism: Trichobilharzia regenti
Lineage: Eukaryota; Metazoa; Platyhelminthes; Trematoda; Strigeidida; Schistosomatidae
Source: the annotation of a GenBank genome assembly
GUACACAGGAUAUAGAGAUUGGAGGGGUUAAAUUUACUAUGACUAAUGAAUACGAAGUUUCUGUUAAAGGUACAGACUGUACAUGGAAAGUUGACAUGAAGCAACCAACCGAAUAUGAGAAGACAAAGGGAGGAGGAACUCGUAAACUUGAUCUGUGA